Rhopilema esculentum is the source of this 1993-nucleotide messenger RNA. The record is from RefSeq and is a predicted model, not a curated record. NCBI's taxonomy places the organism in Eukaryota, Metazoa, Cnidaria, Scyphozoa, Rhizostomeae, Rhizostomatidae.
AUGUCGAACACAAGUCGAAGAAGACCGAAAAAUGGGUACGUUGAGGUGAAAGGAGAGCUGUCCAAAAUAAGACUGGAUAUGCUGGCGUUAGGCGGAAAGCUGAACACGGUUGAGAAAGACAAGGAAAACCUUCGCUGCAUCAACCAUGCACUGCUUGAAAAGAUCAAAGAAGAAGCAGACAAGGACUAUCCAUUCAAGAUAUUUCUGCUGAAGAAAGAUCUCAUGAUGGAGCGUGAGAGAUCCACACUUACGAAACAAAAAUUGGUCGAGAACCAGAUCCUUACAAUACUGAUUCAAGAAUACUUUGGGAUAUCCAUUGAAGAAGAUGGAAGCAAAACUCCAUUGAAAAGAGAGACUGUUGUGAACAUCCUUAAGCUUGUUAAGAACAAAUGUGAUGAAGAAAAAGAACUGCUCCGAUUGAAAAUUGAGGACUAUCUUGAGCGUGAACUUGUACUUAAUGAAGAAGUGAAAUCAUUGAAAGAAGAAAAUCGAAAAUUAAGAGAAGAAAAGAUGGCGGAAUCGCUGAGUAGUCAAGCGAUUAUUGACUCUUUGGAGGAGCUAGUUCAAGAUCAGGAAGAGGAUCAUGAAAUUAUGGUGCAGAAACUACAAAAUAUGGUAAGAAGAAUUUGAUGUUAAGUUGUUAGAACUUCUCAUGUCUUUGAUGCUUGAUGAUAGACUAAAGUAGGAUGUUUUCUGAGUUUGCAAGUUAUACAAUCAGCUGAAAGAAAAAGAUAACUGGUUGAUAUCCCAUUUAAAUUUGGUUAAAGCAAAUGAAUUUCUUUACAGCUGAGCAUCGCCAGAGAGCAAGAAGCAGCACAAAGUGGACAAAUUUGUGAAGUGAAGCAGCAAGCUUUGUCCGCCAAUGAAAAACUUUCGGAAAGCAAUGGAAAAAUUACCAGGCUUGAAAAGGAAAAGGCUGAACUGGAAAUGAAAGCCAAAGAAGUCAAGGGGAAAGUAAUGAUGCUUGAGGAAGAUGUUUCUAACAAUUUGGCAAAAUUGAAGGAACUGUCCAACGAAGUGGCAGAAUGGAGAACAAGAGCUGAAGAAUCUGGGGAUAGAUGUCUUUCAAUAACAAAGAUGGUAAGCACACAUUACAACGUAUGGCUACUUAAGCAAAGAUUGUCACAGUUGUUUUUGAAUUUGACAAAACAAAUAAGUGGAAAUGCUUUGAGGCAAUACCUUAAUUUCUUAUGCCCCAAAAUAGAAAAUUGUUUCUUUCAUAUACACAAAUAUCAAACAAGGGAAAAAAGAUUUCUCGGGUUAGAUUUGAGUAAAGAAUACUCAAGAUAAGCGUUGGUUAAAGCAAGUUACAUUUGUGAUAUGAUGAGAAACCAAGAUAUGCCAGGAAAAACAUUAGGACAUGUUCCGUUGGCAAUCAAAUGUAUGUUCACCUUCAUUGGUACAAAUUCCAAAAGAAUUCAGCAGAUUACAUAAGAACAAGUAUCGAGUAUCGAUAUCGAUACACAUUUUAGAUUAAGUGCCAACUGCAACGCUCUGUCAUGGCCUUAAUUUUGUCCAAAUACAAUAUAUAGCAGUUGUUAAUUUUGCAACUAAUUCUUAGCUUUUAGAGACGGAGCAACAAGAGAAACUAAUCAUGCUACAGCUAUCCGAGAAAGAACACAGAGCUGAAAAGCUGCAGCAAGCGACAGUUCUUCUAGAGAAUGAGGUCGAAAGCACCAAACAACAGCUCAGGGCGACUCAGCAGAGCCUUAAAGAGGCAGGCGAUAACUACAAAGAAGCAUCCUCAAAUUUGAUGGAAAUGACUUCAGAAAUGAGCUGUUGGAAGAAACAAGCUGAAGACUUAGAGUCGAAGCUAUCGGUCAUGGAAGGAAACGUAAGUUGAGUUAUAGCUUGUUGACUGGAUAUGAACACCUUUGUUUUUCUUAUAAAUGCAUAGUCUCCAGCCAACUUAUUGAACUAUUGUAGGAAAUACCUUCUUAAAAACCAGCGUAUACAUUGGCGUAGCAAAUUUAAAACAUAGAGUAUUGAAAAA